Messenger RNA from Exophiala xenobiotica, 1698 nucleotides. RefSeq lists its product as uncharacterized. Lineage: Eukaryota; Fungi; Ascomycota; Eurotiomycetes; Chaetothyriales; Herpotrichiellaceae. The transcript has a single exon. The record is from RefSeq and is a predicted model, not a curated record. The coding region runs from base 314 to 1093 and encodes 259 amino acids.
GCUCCAAGGCAGCCUUGACUUGAAGACCUUCUUUGCACCUCCAAAGUCAUCACUGUGAUCGUUUUGCGCAUAUUUCUUCCAUGUUCAAGGCUUUUUUGACAAAUGCGACGGCGUUCGUAGCCACCCUCGACCUCGUGCUCAUUUUCGCUGUCCUUACCCACUAAUCAAUGCCUCAUCAAGCACCCUUACACAAGCAACCGGCGAUGCACUUUCUGUGAACCCUUUGAGCACCUCGCCUCUCAAUCUCAUCAGCCUCCUCAAUAAAGCAUAUGGUUACGCCCAUACUGGUUUGGUCCCUGGCGUCUCAUCCACAAUGUCAUCGACCGCUGUUGCACAAACUCCACUAUCCGGGCCCGACGAAGAACCCACCAUCGAGCCAGAUCUGUAUCGGUACAUUACAUCUCUCAACGAAGUACCAGCCUGUUACACCCGUUUCUUUGACGCCCUUUUGAUCCAAAGAGAUUCUCGGGCUCAGUUUUUCUAUGACCUGAAAACGUUCCGCGAACAACCAAUCAUUAUCAGCCUUCUUGAACCUGGGACCAAAGAAGGCUAUCAGGCCUGCACGCGGAACUUCGUUGCCUCGCGCUUCGCCCACCCUUGGUGCCGGAUCAAUAGCGAUUUCAAGUCUGGAUGGACCCGGGCAACCUGGGUUGGUAGGACCAAAAAGGAGAGCAACGACGACAAGAAAGAAAGGGAGCGUCUCCAUCGCCUUCUUGUCCCCAUUUGGAUUGCAUUCCGGAGACGAAUGUUUCCAGACAAGGAGGUGUUGGAGACUUGGAUUGCAGAGGACGAUGAGCGGCAAAGAAAGAGGGCCGCGAAGGAGCAGGCCGAGGCCCAGCUAGGAGCUAAAUCACGGAACUCCUUUACUGGAGUUGCAAAUGAUCCAACGUCGCCGUCAACGACAACAUACCCCGAACUCGGCUUUAGGUUGGCUGACAACAAGCCAUCACAGGAACGACCACCGGCUUCUGAGCCACCGGCGUCUGGAGCAGUGACUGCCUCACAAGUGUUCCUCGGAGCUGCUAUCAGUGGAUUUGUGAUGAGUGACAAACGAGUCAUGAAAUAUGUGAAGAAAAAGUUCAAGAACAAAUGAAUGCGAGUGCUGGCGGUAACGGAGCAAUGAGCACACAGAUAAAGAUCUCAUACCAUAUCUAACCCACCAAUCGACCGAGCAUGUCUUGUCUUGCACUGCAGUGAGGGGGUUCCACAGACCGAGAUCAAUCUUUGGAAGUCACACUCCAGUGCUUCGGUAUUCAUCUAGGACUCACAACUGAUGGGGAAAUCAACCUGGGGCAGGCGAUGGAACUUGCCCUUGAGCAUCUCCCCAGGCGAAGCUGGAACUGCGCUCUCUUUUGACCCCAGGGAUCUCGACUUUCUACGUAUCAGCACCAGCCUGGGGGGCAUGGAAAGAGCUGCUACAGUUGACUGGUAUCACCAACGGGAUGUUGAGAAAUUAAUCACAACUCGCCGCAGAUCAUUCACGCCCCCGUCCCGAAAUGUCAUUCAGUGUCCCAAAUAUCGUCAAAUAACCUCUAACAAUACGAGAAAUCACAAGGAGGACUGGUUAACUGAACAAUCUUUGAGGGCAGCGUAGUGUCGCUUCUUCCACGAAUGUCCACGUGGAAACGUCUCUGGCACUCCAAUAGCGUAUCAAUAUGACCGAUCGGGAUAAAGAAUGAAGCAGCUCCCCUUUGCCAG